AUGCAUCCACUUUGGAAGCUCCUGGUCCUCCUCAGAUUGCUGUCUUUGCCUUCAGCACUGCACGAGCAGCCCUGGUUUGGCCUGGCCAAGGCCUACACAAACAGCAAGUCCGCCCUGGUGAGAAUUAUCACCCAGGGCCUCAUGAAAUACAAUGCAGAGAGCCGAAUUCAGAACAUCUGCCUCCUGGACAGUCUGAAUGCAUCAAGGCAGGUGGCCACAGGGAUGGUGAGCUGGCUAAUUGGUGGUGGCGUGAAGCUCCAGCAGCAACAAGAAGGCAGCGCCAACAUCACCAACAUUCAGCUGGACUAUGGCAGGAUCCAGAUAUCUUUCCCUAAGGAGUGGUUCUCAGCAAGCAUCUCACUUGAAUUUGACGUUGACUUGAAACUGCCCUUCAAUAACAACACCGCAAAGACACACGCAUGCAUGAACCUUGCUGUGGAGUUCUGGCUGGAGAAAGACGAGUUUGGCCGGAGGGAUCUGGUGAUAGGCAGCUGCCGCGUGGAGCCCAGGAGUGUCCGCACAACAGUCCUAACUGAAGAUAUCUCACCAAAGAUAAAACAUUUUCUCCGCAAUUUUAGACAAAACCUGGAAAAAGUUAUCCCACACCUAAUAGAAGAUCAGGUAUGUCCUCUGAUCAGUGAAAUCCUCAGGCAGCUGGAUGUGAAGCUGUUGAAAAGCCUCAUGGAACAGCCUGCUGCUCAUGAACUCAACCACCUGUGA
Molossus molossus (Pallas's mastiff bat) is the source of this 720-nucleotide messenger RNA. It is a transcript of the gene BPIFA3, whose product is annotated as BPI fold containing family A member 3. NCBI's taxonomy places the organism in Eukaryota, Metazoa, Chordata, Mammalia, Chiroptera, Molossidae. The transcript is spliced from 7 exons. The coding region runs from base 1 to 720 and encodes 239 amino acids. Gene Ontology annotation, molecular function: lipid binding. The record is from RefSeq and is a predicted model, not a curated record.